Molecule: messenger RNA, 2935 nt
Organism: Chilo suppressalis (striped riceborer)
Lineage: Eukaryota; Metazoa; Arthropoda; Insecta; Lepidoptera; Crambidae
Source: the annotation of a GenBank genome assembly
UGCAUACACUAUCAUAUAAAAAAUAUUAUAAUGUUUAGAAAGCUAUUGUAUAUAGGUACAGAAUAUUUAACUAUGACAAAGCUAAAAGAAGCAUGAUAAUAGUGCGAAAACUACCGCCAUUUCUAUCGAAGUGAUGUGACGUCACAACCGCCGCGCCUGUUUGUCGGCAAAGUAUAAAGGCUGCCGCCACUUUGAACCGCCGCUUUUUCACCAAUCGUUGAGGCUGGCGCGUGUGACUGCAGCAAGUGAUUGUUUUGAUCGAAAUUAUUCACAAUGGAGGAUAACGCUAUGACGCGCAAGUUGCUGCAAUUGAUGCAGAAAACUGGAUAUUCCAUAAUUCAGCACAACGGACAGAGGAAAUUCGGUCCACCACCAGACUGGACUGGCCCGCCGCCGCAAAGAGGCUGCGAAGUUUUCAUCGGUAAGCUGCCAAGGGAAAUAUUCGAAGAUGAGCUGGUGCCGAUUUUCUCUAAAGUGGGCAAAAUCUACGAGCUGCGUCUGAUGAUGGACUUCUCCGGCUCAAACAGAGGUUACGCUUUCGUGACGUACACUACGAAGGCGGAGGCUUACAAAGCGGUCAAAGAGUUGAACGGCUACGAAAUACGAGCCGGCAGGCACAUCGGUGUCGUGAAGUCUGUAGAUAACUGCCGCCUGUUCGUCGGCGGGCUGCCGAAGACUAAAACCAAGGAGGAGAUUAAAGUCGAGUUGUCGAAGCGAGUGAAUGGUAUAGUGGACGUUAUAUUGUACACUAAUUGCUUCGACCGCCGGAUGAAUAGAGGGUUUGCGUUCGUGGAGUUCACCUCGCACCGCGCCGCGGCGAUGGCGCGUCGCGCACUUGUUCCUGGUUGUGUCAAGAUAUGGGACCAGGAGCUCAUGGUGGACUGGGCCGAACCGGAACCAGACGUUGACGAAGAUCAAAUGAAGAGGGUUAAAGUGCUGUAUGUAAGGAACUUCUUGAUAAGAACAACACCAGAAACCAUUCAAUCGGUGUUCGAAAAUGCAAUUAAAAAUAAAAUUGAGAGAGUAAAAAAAAUUUAUGACUAUGCAUUUAUACAUUUUUAUGAGCGUGAACAUGCUGAGCUUGCAAUGACUAAACUUCAGAAUACCGAUAUUGAUGGCAGUAUUAUUGAAAUAAGAUGGGCUAAGCCUGUAGAUCGUGAAUUGUAUCGUAUUCAGAAGAUGAACCAUGGCAAUGCGAAGUUUAAUAAUAGCCUUGACUUUAACCAAACUCUGCUGCUUUACAAACAGCACUUGGAUAAAAAAGAAUAUGCUAAUUCUCCUAAGGAUGAUGAAGGGAUUGGCUCAUCUGCAUGUGCUGGCGAUUCGACAUGCGGAUCACCGACUGAAUCGAAAUCUUCUACUUUUCAGUAUUCACCACCCAAAGAAAACUACACUUUGGCUCCUGCUAAGUUGGAUUCCAUGUGCAAAAGGUACAUGUGGGCGCCCCCCGUAUACGACUACCAAAAGUACAUAUCGGCUGACGGAGCGGAGCAGUGGGUCGGGCGCGUGGAGCUGCCGCUGGUGGGGCCGCCGCUGCUGGGUGCGCCGCGCCGCGUGGGGCCGCUGCACACGCGCGCCUGCCACUCUGUGCACCAGGCGCACGUCGAGGCGGCCGAGAACGCCUUGCAUUACAUCAAAAUGCUGCGCAGCGAAGUCAUCCAGCGCUCUGCGCCGACUGUGCAGCCCGUGUACGGAAUGGGCGGGGUCGGUACGCUAGGCGGGGUAGGGAUGGGCGUGGUGCCAUGCGAGCUGAUGCCGAUGUAUGGGCGCGCGCCGCUGCCCCUGCCGCCCCCCACACUCUGGCGCACCGUCUGAACCACUCCACAUCGCAAUCCUACUUAACAGCGGCUGUGAAGUUGGCGACAGUAAUCCUAGAUCUUUUGGCGUGUGGCCAAAAUCUAACCUAAUUAAAGCAUGGUAUAAAAAACCUUUUAUUUAAAUGGAAAUGUAAUUAAGCCUUCUAUAUAUUUGUAACAAGAUUUUACGAACUUGUUUCCAGUUAUAUUUGGCCAAUAGAAAUGUAAUAUUUAGCCAGCCUUAUAAGCUCCACAGGAUCUUGAUCGCACUGUAGAUGAUAUUUGAGAUGUCAAUACUGAAACCUGCCCAUAGUUUCGCUCGUUGCCGACUUCACAAGCGCCAUGCAUUUUGAAUUGCACUACCCACAAUGCUAAACUAUAACGACCGGAUAAAAAGCUUUAUAUAAUCUGUUGUCUGCAUUAUUUUUCAUGGUUUUCAAUAAGUUUUCCGAAUGCCUUCGGCGGACUCUUGAAAAAACGAUUUUUAUAGGUUACCUACUAUAGGAGAGCGGUAUGACUUGUUUUGAUUUCAAUGAAACUCGUCCUUUAUUGUUGAGCCAAUAAAAGACUCUUUUCAUAUUGACGUCUAGUGUAAGGCGAGCUGCUUUUUGCGUAAUUGACUAUUUACUAUUCCUGAUGGAAUUAAAUGGCAAUUUUGCAAACUGUCGGCUGGGGUUGUGCGACGAUACUUGUUAGAGAGAUAUAUUUACCUUUAGUUUAUUUACUUAUCUUAGGACUAAUUCUUUUGAUGUUUUUAUUUUCACUUAAAGCCUAUUUGGCAUUUUUUUUAUGUAAUCUGCGUACGUUUUUGACUUGCUAUUUAGUUGUUUAAACAACGAAGCCUGUUUAUGUUAUGACCGUUUCCUUAGACGCGCGAUCGCAGGGUUUAAAAAAAAUCUAUAUUUUGUUUCGGACUCGACUUCGGUUAUUGUUAUUGAUAUAUUAAUAAAAGUAAAAGCUUCUUAUGAUUGUAUUGAAUCUUUGGAUUUGUUUAGUUUAUUGGCGUUAUUUACUUGUGUAAAGCUGCCACACGGUGCUUCCUUGUGCUUAUAUGAAGGUAUAUUCAGAGAGAAUGCUCCGUUUAGUUGGUAAAGAUCUUUUCUUUUGACUAAUAAAAAAUCAUUAAAUCUAGUUUGUUU